This is a messenger RNA of Aureobasidium vineae, 1500 nucleotides long. The record is from the annotation of a GenBank genome assembly. Lineage: Eukaryota; Fungi; Ascomycota; Dothideomycetes; Dothideales; Saccotheciaceae.
CCGCCUGCCUCUGGCUCAGAAGACGAGAUUGGCGCAUCCGACCAGGAAAACUCGCGACCCGCUCCUCCCAAGAUCAACCGCACUGUCGUCAAAAACCCAGUCAAGAAGGCCACUGCCACGGCCACAAAGAAGACGACCGCCAAACCGAAACCUGUCAAAGAGCCUGUGGACCCACCGGAAGCUAGUGACGCCGAUGAGCCUGAACCUGCCAUGGAGCCUGUGCCAAAACCCAAGCAGAGGAAGAGAGUGCUGAAGAAGGAUCUUGUCGCAAAGAAUGCCGCUCCUGCGCCCGAGCCCGAACCUGUACCUGAACCCGAGUCCGAACCUGCGCCUGCACCCGCGAAGAAAGCGAUCAAGUCUACCAAGGCCAAAGCAGAAGCAGAAGUAGCGAAAGAGAAGCUCGUCGCAAAAUCGAAGCCCAAGACCAAACGCGCGCCCUCUCCUGAACCCGCCCCAGUCAUUCCGGAGACUCAACCCGAACCUACAGAGAUUGACCAAUCUGUCGUCGGAGAGGAGCCUCCGGCCGACCUUAUGGAUAUCGACAGAGAGCCCUCACCUCCGGCUCCACCACCAAAGUCGCAUCCACGACAACGCUCAGCCUCGAUACAACGACAAGCCGCUCCUGGCGCUGUCUACUCACGCGCUCGCUCAACGUCAAGACAACCAGGCACAUAUUCACGAGGGCGCAGUGCCAGCGAUACGGAGAGAAGAGUCGCAGAAUCAGAAGCAAACCGCAGACUGGCAGACAUGACCAAANAGUACGAAGAAAUGCGCAUGAAGUACGACUCUGUCAUCGAGCUGGGUCCAAAAGCCGCAGAAGCAAACUUCGAGCGUUUGAAGAAGGCUACAGACCAUAAAGCAAGAGGUGAGUCGCUUUCUCUGCACCUCAGCAGUCCACUACUGACAAUCAAUCGCANNGACGCAAACGACUUGAUCGCAUCCCUGAAAAAGGAACUCGCCGAAUUGCGCAAAACCUCGUCAGCCACUGUCACCNGAAUCCGCAAAACUCCAAUCUCAAGUCGCAGCCUUGACGGCAGAAAACGACAAACUCAAAGAAGAGCACAAAGCAACAGGUCUGCCGUCAAGAAGAUUGAGCAUGGCAAGACGCAUGGCGCCAGUGCCGAGAGUGUCAAGGAGAAUGCUUUGAAGGAGGAGUUGUACCGCGACUUGACCGGCCUGAUCAUCACAAGCGUCAAACGCAGAGACGGCGAAGACGAGUACAGCUGCAUUCAAACCGGUCGCAACGGCACUCUACAUUUCCACCUCACCAUUGCCACCGACACGGCCAUCACCAACCCAAAAACACCUUCGGGCUUGAGCUACGAAGACACAGAGUUUGCGUAUGAACCAUUGCUCGAUGCCAACAGAGAUGCGGAUUUGAUGGAUAUACUACCCGAUUACCUCACCGAGGAGAUUUGCUUCCCGAGGAAUCAUGCCGUCAAGUUUUAUACCAAAGUUGUCGAGAGCAUGACCAAGAGAGUUGUGGUUGAUGAAGAUUGA